AUGAAUUUCCUUCUUCCUUCCGUUCUCGUUCUCUCUGUGACCUUGCUACUUGCUGCUCCGAAUCCAAUUCGCUCGGAACUCAUCGACAUAUUCCAGCAAAGCAGAAUGUGCAACGACAUAAAUAGUAAUGAAAAUGGUGUUUUCACCACAUAUCACCAUUGCCUGCACUUCGCUACCUGGAAAUUGAGCGUCGAUGGAGUUUGUACCAUCUCCAUGUACAGCAAUAAGACGUUGACCUUGACUCCACAAGGAAAUGUGCCGGUUGACCCAACUAAUGGCGUGCCUCAAUGCAGCAAGACACCAUGUGGUGUUUUCACUCAAAAUGUUGUGGAUUGUUCAGUUGCUUUCGAUGAGGAACAUCUCGCUCAACUUGAGUAA
Molecule: messenger RNA, 378 nt
Organism: Caenorhabditis remanei
Lineage: Eukaryota; Metazoa; Nematoda; Chromadorea; Rhabditida; Rhabditidae
Exons: 3
Coding region: 1-378 (125 amino acids)
Source: RefSeq, a predicted model, not a curated record